AUGCCGUCAGACGAGCUCAGCGAUGAGAUUGAGGCUCUCAAUUCCAUAUAUGGCGAUGGCACCCUGUCGCCGUCAACAUCAUCAGAUGCGGUAGAUGUGUACGUGCUCGUGCUGCCGGCCGAGGACACAGAUGCCGGCGCAGACUCUUCCCGACCUCGCCGCCCGCGCCGCGCUACGCCUGUACAUCCCGCCGUCGUAUCCGUCCUCGGAACCCCCAUCGGUGCUGGCCACCCACUCAGCCGGCGCCCACGCAAGCCCGGCGCCGCAGCCCACGCGCUGACGCUCUUUUCGCGGCCGCUUCUCGCAGAAGACGUACCACGCCAGGCGAGGCGUUCGCCCCGGAACGCGCGCCCCGGCAUCGCACACGCGUCACCUUUCCGCUCACGCGCUACGUCGCCAGGCGCAGCAGGGGCAUCAGCAACGGGUGCAGACACGCAGACGCCGCCGCCGUGGACGCUCUCGGACCCGCUGACGGAGCUCAAGUCGACGUUUCUCGCGCGGGCGGCAGCCGUGACGUCGCCGGCGCAGGCCAACGCGUACGUGGCGCACCUGCUGGCGACAGACAAGAAGGCGCGGGCGGCGACGCACAACAUUACGGCUUGGCGAGUGCGGGGGCCCCGGGGCGCGAGCUUCCAGGACUGCGACGACGACGGCGAGAGCGCGGCUGGCGGCAGGGUACUGAAGCUGCUGCAGAUGAUGGACGUCUGGGACGUCAUGGUUGUCGUGACGCGGUGGUAUGGCGGGCAGAAGCUGGGGCCGAGGAGGUUAAGCGUGAUAAACAUGGUCCAGAGGCAAGCGGUCCUCAGGCUCGUUUGGUGA
Verticillium alfalfae VaMs.102 is the source of this 819-nucleotide messenger RNA. Its product is annotated as UPF0029 domain-containing protein. The transcript is spliced from 2 exons. Bases 1 to 819 code for a protein of 272 amino acids. The record is from RefSeq and is a predicted model, not a curated record. Gene Ontology annotation, biological process: regulation of translational initiation. Lineage: Eukaryota; Fungi; Ascomycota; Sordariomycetes; Glomerellales; Plectosphaerellaceae. Gene Ontology annotation, cellular component: cytoplasm.